Molecule: messenger RNA, 459 nt
Organism: Spodoptera exigua (beet armyworm)
Lineage: Eukaryota; Metazoa; Arthropoda; Insecta; Lepidoptera; Noctuidae
Source: the annotation of a GenBank genome assembly
AUGAAGGUUGCUUCCAAUCACGUCGAGGUCACAAUUUCAAGGGACAAAGAGUUAAGUUCCUUUGUCGAGGCCGUGGUGCGGAAUCACACAAGGAGAUGUCCCGAAAAAGAAUUAAACCCGUGGCAGUCGGUUGCCCAGCUACCACGACAACCGCGCAGUCUCAGUUACAGCUGUGACCUCAAAUUUAGAAGGCCAAUAUUCUUUACGACAUUUUCGAGCAACUUUUAUCAAAAGAUGAACUUUGAUACGGAAAGGGCAACGUUUAUCAGGAAAAAUAUAGCCGUAUUCCCAGUUCGAAACCCUGGGAACCUGUUGCUGAAAACGGAUGAGUUCCAUGGGAACUUUUUGUCCUUCAGUCUUUACGUGGACUGUGUUAAUGCUACCACACCCGUAGCUCGCGUGACCACAGACGAAGUGAUAGCCUUGGUAAUUGAAUUAGCCAAUCCCCCCUCCCCCUAG